AAAUCGACCUAUGCUCCAAACCAAACCCUCUACAUCACCAAUCUCCCUUCCUCCAAGAUACAGAAACCGGAUCUGCGAAUUGCACUCUACAUGAUAUUCUCGACCUACGGUCCUGUGCUCGAUGUCGUGGCUUUACGAACAACGAAGAUGCGUGGUCAAGCCCACAUUGUGUUUAGAGAUGCGCAAACUGCUACUCAAGCCAUGAGAGCACUCCAAGGAUUCGAAUUCUUCGGCAGAGAGAUGCAAAUCCAAUAUGCCAAAUCGAAAUCUGAUACUAUCGCCAAGCUAGACGGCACAUUCAGAAUGCCUGCGGCAGCUGCAGGUGCAGUCACUGCUACAGAGCUUCAGCAGAGUAUCUUCAAUGCCCCGCCAUCUGCUGCAACUACGACAAAUACUACAGCUCCUGCGUUGGGCACCUUGAAGCCUCCAUCCACUGAUCACGCUAUGGAAGAUGCACGAAGUCCGACGACGAGUGUGGCCGGUCAAAAGAGAAGGCGUGACGAAGAGGAUGAAUCAGAGGAGGAUAGUGAAGGAGACGUGGCUAUGGACGAAGACAGUGACUGA
Molecule: messenger RNA, 564 nt
Organism: Mollisia scopiformis
Lineage: Eukaryota; Fungi; Ascomycota; Leotiomycetes; Helotiales; Mollisiaceae
Product: RNA-binding domain-containing protein
Exons: 2
Biological process (GO): mRNA splicing, via spliceosome
Cellular component (GO): U12-type spliceosomal complex
Molecular function (GO): U12 snRNA binding; pre-mRNA intronic binding
Source: RefSeq, a predicted model, not a curated record